AUGGAGAUAGAAUCCACAGAAAUGGAGCACGAAUCUGUUACAGCAGUUGAAGGAGACAGAGAGGAGCAUGGUAUAUCUAAGCUGCCUGAGGAAAUGAAGAGAUUGGUAUUUUCAAAGCUUCCAUUUGAAUCAAUCUACAGCUCUCGCACAGUCUGUAAGGAAUGGAAUUCCAUUUUAUCCUCCGACAACUUUCUCUCAUCAUUACCUGCCCAAAAUCCAUUGCUUCUUAUCUCCAUUGGUCAAAUUAAUAAUAAAUGCUCCUGUAUAACCUACUCGUUUUCCACACAAAAAUGGAUGAAAUUCCCUAUUUCUUUUUACCCACAUACUGAGGGAUGUGACAGGAACAAUAGAGUUUGCUCUUGUGUGAGAGAUGUAUCAAGCACGACGCAGGGGUUACUGCUGGUUGAACAAAAUCCCGCUCAACAAUUACUUGUUUGCAAUCCCCUUAUGAGAUCGUGUGUAGAGGUAGAAAUGGAUUUCACGUCCAAAAUAAUCCGUAUUGUACGGGGAAGUAAAAAAGAGCCCUAUUUGAUAGCGUACUCCAAAAAUGAAAUUUUUUCCUUCGAUAUCUACCAUUAUUUUGAAGAUUCAUGGAGGAUUAAGCUUCAGUUUGCAGAGGAAAGGGGAAAUAAUAUAUUAUGCCGUGAAGCACUUGUAAUGGUUGAGUGCAAUGGCGUUCUUUUCUGGAGGGAAAGAUCACAGGCAACAAUUGUGGGUUACAAAAUCCAAGAUGAGGGUUUCAUUAGCACUGUUACAGUGGCUCCAUUUCCCGUGAAAAUGGUUCAAGAUUUGAAUGCGCAUGUUAAACCUGUUCUUUGUAUGGUUCCGUAUGGUUCCUCCGUUCUUUUGGUGGUGACCACUCGGGAGCCGUCUCUACUUGGCGAAACUCACCCAUCGUUUGGAGGAAUCCGGCCAAACAAGACGGGGAUUGUUAUCUGGGAGUUGUUUCAGGACGAGAAAGACGAGUUGAUUUGGAGGUGGAAAGAAUUUGCAAGGAUGUCUCCACAGUCGCUCCCUGAAUUUUCGAGAGAUGCAGAUUUUUGGAAUAAGUGUGUUUGUGUGGGAGAUUACCUGUGCUUUCCCAGUCUAUGGCCAUGUGACAGUCUAGAGGUGCUUGCAUGUAAUCUAAAGGUGUAUGCAUAUAAUCUAAAGGGAGGGUUCUGGCAACACGUUCCUCCCUGCAAAAUCCAGUACAAUAAAAAGAUUAGGAUCUUGAGGAUGAUGUCCUUCGAACCGAGUUCAAUCAUUGAUUCUUGGGAAGAUCGAGCGAAUGAGGGAUUACAUUCAAGAAACGAGGAAUGA
Molecule: messenger RNA, 1302 nt
Organism: Cryptomeria japonica (Japanese cedar)
Lineage: Eukaryota; Viridiplantae; Streptophyta; Pinopsida; Cupressales; Cupressaceae
Product: F-box/kelch-repeat protein At5g15710-like
Exons: 1
Coding region: 1-1302 (433 amino acids)
Molecular function (GO): protein binding
Source: RefSeq, a predicted model, not a curated record